UAAUCUUAACUUCCCUUAACUUUUCCCAUUCAUUUUCAAUGGUAGUUCUUAUCACUACGGAUGUAAUAUAUUUUUGGCCACACGUUGAUUCCAUGGCGCUGUAGCGGAGAUGCACCAAAAGCCGGUUUGGCACCCCGCGAUAAAACCCCAAAAAAAUAAAGGAGAAAGGAAGAUUCCAUAGCGCUGUUCCGAGAUUUGUUUUGUUUUUAAAACAUACAUUUUGAAUUGCCUCAGCUGUCUACCAUCCAGACGUCGGGUGACCCCGGGUAACCUCCGUCAUUUCAACUGAAAAAGCGCGAUUUAUCGAAAAGAAAAAUGGUACAAAACAUCAAUAUAUUAUGAAUAUCAUUUGAAUGGUUUGUAAAGAUAACUGUAGGAUCAAUGCAGAAACAUUAUGAUGAGUUUGUAAUCCAAACUGAGUGACAAAUUUAUCAUGUCUAUUGUUUGUUCAGUAGUCAAACACAAAGUAAAAUAAGGUCUUUUGGCAAAAAGUCAGCACAUCACACAAUUCGAUUAGAUUAGAUUAGAUUUGACCAGAUGUGUAUCUUUUCAAUAGUUGUAGAAUUGAAUGUUAGGUCGUCUUUAACAUGAAAUUUAUCUAGUCAUUCUUAAAGAAUCGAUUACCCUAUUUUUAACUUUACAGAACAUUAUGCAUAGCUAUGUAAAUGCUUUAUGUAUUUAUUUAUGUCAGUUGUUCAUAUCUAUGGGUACUACUCAGGCUAUCAGCAUGAAGCAAGCUAUUUUUUUCCCUGGGAGAAUCAAAGUGUCCUUCAGGAGAGGCCCAUCGGGUCAUUUACGUCGGGACCCAUCUGAAGAGGCGAGAAGGAUUAAAGACAAUCCUUCUUUGCAAGACAAGUCGACACCUCAAAGAGAAGAUGUGGUCAGGAACAAUGCCCGUUCCGUUGUAUUACAGAGGGGAGGGGAUGUUUCAGACAAGCAAGAAGUGUUAGGAGAAUACAUUCUUCAGUUUGGGAAGUACAAAGGGAAGUCCUUCCGGUGGCUAUUGGAGAAUGAUAUUGGCUACACUUUGUACUUGUCCAGUAAGGUUGAGGAGGAAGAACGGGCUGGACAGUUCAACCCAGAGGGUCCUUGCAAGGAUAGCCUCCUUUCCUUUCUUGAAUACUCAAGAAGCUUUAAGGAAAUUGAGGAUCUCCGGCGAUACCUUUCAGAGAGGCCAGACCCAGUACCAGUUUUGUCAGAGGAUGACAAUGUUGUUGGAUUUGGGGCACGAGCACAAGACACCUGGAGGAAGAUCUGGAAUACCAGAGCUGAUGGGUAUGCUGCCUUUAUAAUGGGGAAGAGCUGUGUUCCAGGAAGUAAAAUGUACCGCUUGCAGCAAUAUCUUUUAAAGCAGCAAAGACAGGUGACCACAGCCCCUUCUGCUACACCUUCACCCUCACCAUCAACUCCCUCUGCACCUUCCACUUCAUGCCUUUCCUCUGAUCAUCCAGUAAUGGAGGAGGAUGAGGAACUGGAGAAGAUGAUGCUGAGUCUGUCUCCACCCAAAUGUCCUACACAGCAGAGGUCACCCACAGCCACUGCGUGUCCAGUCUUCUCUGCAGCAGGAGGUUAUUUUCCACAUCAGUUUUGGAGGCUUAUCCUAUUACCCACAGUUUUUUCCUCCAUAACUGUUUUUAAUACAUUUGUUUAUUGUUUUGGCAGUGUUCUUGCCUGUUCUAAAAAUUGCGUUCUUUUGUUCUACUAACUAAUGUUAAAGGUUGAACAUACCGGUGAUGAGGGUGAGUGCACUUCAUGAAUUUUAUGCAUGCUAUUUAAUAUGUGUGUAGUAUCUCCUCAAAAUUGUGCUUUACCUGUUUUUUUUUUAAGAGUACACUUUCAAAUUAGGAUCAAUUGGUGAUAAUUUUAAGUGUUUAAAUAGUCAGUACAUCUCAAUCAUAUAAGUGAACAUUAUAAGAACUUGCUUCAAUGGAAUGUUUAAAUAAAUAUUCUAUUGAUACAAGUUCUAACUGACAGAAAAGACAGGUAAAGAUGUCUCCUACAUGUCAUUUACAUGAAUGUUUUGUUAAUUUUUAACUUGUUGGUCCAUGCAGUUCUGCCACAGCCACCAUCAAGACCACAUGCGGUCUGCCAUCCUCACACACCACCACCUCCUGUGCCUAGCACUUCCUCUCAGUGCAAAUCCCCUGCAUCACUGCCCCGAGUACCACCACCAGCUGUGCAGUCAGUACCCGCAGCACCUCUACCAGCUGCUCAGUCAGUACCUGCACCAGUG
Pangasianodon hypophthalmus (striped catfish) is the source of this 2233-nucleotide messenger RNA. RefSeq lists its product as uncharacterized. Lineage: Eukaryota; Metazoa; Chordata; Actinopteri; Siluriformes; Pangasiidae. The coding region runs from base 650 to 1705 and encodes 351 amino acids. The record is from RefSeq and is a predicted model, not a curated record. The transcript has 4 exons.